Sungouiella intermedia is the source of this 1167-nucleotide messenger RNA. Lineage: Eukaryota; Fungi; Ascomycota; Pichiomycetes; Serinales; Metschnikowiaceae. The record is from the annotation of a GenBank genome assembly.
AUGCGAGGAAAGCAGAGGAAACAAAUGCUCGAUGAGCGGUACAAGGUCAAAUAUGGUGCAGUUUUGGAAAGAUUGGGUACUCAGCGGGUGCUUUUACCGUUAUCAUUUGGUCCCUCUUCUUUGGUUUUGUUUGAUAUGAUAGCAUCUUUAUUGCAGGAGCAGAACUUAGCACAUAAGGGAAAGCAGGGUUUCGAAUUAGUGGUGCUUCACUUGCAAGAGGACGAACAGGCCGCUGAAAAGUUUGAACUCCUUACAAAAAGCUACUCGCCCAUAGAAAUCAAAUUCAAGAUUGUGAAUGCUGAUGAUUGGAAACUAUCUGACAAGAUGAAAAUCUCAGUAAGUAACGAGUUUGACGUCAUAGCACAGAAACUUGAUUCCAAAUCGGAGAUAGCGCUCACUGUGUCACAUCUAUUGGAGUUGUCUCCCAGUAGAUCACUGCGAGCAGACUUACUAGCUAUUAUCUACGAAGACAUCAUUUUUCGGACGGCAGUGGCCGAAGGAUGCCAGACAAUUUUAUUUGGUCACAGCAUGACGCGAUUGGCUACAGAAGUCAUUUCAUUGACAGUAAAGGGCCGUGGGCUGCAAAUUAGCCAGGAAAUUGCCGAUGGCCCAAGAUCGUACGGAGAUCACUCUGUACAUGUGAUCUUUCCACUUCGUGAGGUGCUAUUCGCAGAAGUGGAUGCUGUUCUCAAGUUGAGAGAAGGGUUGUUACAAUACAUGAAGAUAUCGGAGGAACCUCAAACAAGAAUCGUCAAGAACAUGACUGUCCAGGCACUCACAUCGCAGUACUUCGACAAUCUCGAUGCUACAGGAUAUGCAUCUACGGCGUCCACAGUUGUCAAGACCGCCGAGAAGCUUGGUGGCCCAAAAGAUCCCAAAACGGGAAUCUGUCAGAUUUGUGGGUGUGACAUUCAUCAGGACGCACGUAAAUGGCUCCGAAACAUUACAGUGUCUGAGGCGGCACCACUAGUUAAGGACGAACAGAGAAAAUAUGCAGAAGCGUACGAACUGGAGUUUCAGGCUGAUGAUGUCAGCGGAGGAGGAUUGAUAGUCUGCUAUGGAUGCACCACUACAUUGGCUGGUGCUGGGAGUGGGUUUGUAUGGCCCGUGAGAGCCUCCAAGGAUGAGAUUCUUGAUGAGUACGUGUUGACCGACGAUGAGGAAUAG